CCCUUCGACCUCCCGUCGACAACCUCCGCCCAUCUAACCGCAGCUAUGGCCCCUCGCGUUUCCUCCAAGACCUACAAGGUCCCCCGUCGCCCCUUCGAGUCGGCCCGUCUUGAUGCUGAACUCAAGACUGUCGGCGAGUUCGGCCUGCGCAACAAGCGCGAGGUGUGGCGUGUCCAGCUCACCCUCUCUAAGAUCCGUCGUGCUGCUCGUGAGCUCCUCACUCUCGAUGAGAAGGACCCCAAGCGUCUCUUCGAAGGCAACGCCCUCAUUCGCCGUCUUGUCCGCAUCGGUGUGCUCGAUGAGUCCCGCAUGAAGCUCGAUUACGUCCUUGCCCUCAAGGCCGAUGAUUUCCUCGAGCGCCGUCUCCAGACCUGCGUCUACAAGCUUGGCCUCGCCAAGUCUAUCCACCACGCCCGUGUCCUGAUCAAGCAGCGUCACAUCCGCGUCGGAAAGCAGAUCGUCAACGUUCCCUCGUUCAUGGUCCGUCUCGACUCCCAGAAGCACAUCGACUUCUCUCUCACCUCUCCCUUCGGUGGUGGCCGUCCCGGCCGUGUUCGCCGCAAGAAGGCCGCUGCCGCCGCCGGUGGUGAGGAGGCCGAGGAGGAGGAUGAGGAGUAA
Messenger RNA from Penicillium coprophilum, 618 nucleotides. RefSeq names its product 40S ribosomal protein uS4. The coding region runs from base 46 to 618 and encodes 190 amino acids. Gene Ontology annotation, molecular function: structural constituent of ribosome; rRNA binding. The record is from RefSeq and is a predicted model, not a curated record. The transcript has 5 exons. Gene Ontology annotation, biological process: positive regulation of translational fidelity; translation. Gene Ontology annotation, cellular component: cytosolic small ribosomal subunit. NCBI's taxonomy places the organism in Eukaryota, Fungi, Ascomycota, Eurotiomycetes, Eurotiales, Aspergillaceae.